UAUACUCACAUUUGUAUGUUUUCGAGCUUCAGGGUUGACAGAAGCUGGGGCUAACAGUGGAGGCUCUCUCUCCACUCCCCUAGUUCAAACCUGCGACCUUUCGGUCCAGAAGUUCAGCAGGUCAAUGCUUUAACACACUGCGCCAUCAGGGGAUAUUAUUUGCUAAAGCUUGUGAAUAUACAAUAUUUCUGAUUGUUCUUUUUUUUUUGUCUGUUGGAGGCAAGUAUGAAUGCUGCAAUUAGGCGAAAUGAUUAGCAUGUAAUGGCCUUGCAGCUUUAAAGCCUGGCUGAUUCCUCCUUGAGGGAAUUUUUUGUUGGGAGGUGUUAGCUGGCCCUGAUUAUUUCCUGUCUGGAAUUCCCUUGUUUUCAAAGUGGUGUUCUUUGCGAUAUUUUAUUUGCUUCUACUGUCUAUGUAGAUGAAGAAGUACUGAUAUGCAGUGCUUGAGCGCACACAGUCCCCCCCCCCCCAAAAAAAGUCUGUGGUCCUGAGAAAACAGAGGAUUUGCCAGACUUUGGUGAUGGGAAUACUUUGUUGGGAGGUGUUAGCUGGCCCUGAUCGUGUCCUGUCUGGAAUUCCUCUGUUUUCAGAGUCUUUAUUUAGUGUUCUGAUUUUAGAGAUUGCAUUGUUCUGUUUUAUUAUACCACAGUAAUUUUUGUAUAUUCUGAUUUUAUUUUAUUUUUUGAAUACUUGGAGCCAGAUUGUAUUCAUUUUCACGGUUCAUAGCAACACAAUAAUAAUAAUAAUAAUAGUAAUGAUAAUAAUAAUAAUGACUUUGGUAAUACACACUGCUUCACUCCCUUCUCAGUUUCCUUUCUGGAAGAAUCCUUUCUUGGGAGGUGUUAGCUGGCCCUGAUUGUUUCCUUUCUGGAAUUCCCAAUUUCCCUGCUUUCAGAGUGUUGGUCUUUAUUUACUAUCCUGGUUUUAGAGAUUAUAUUGUUCUGUAUUAUUCUAUCACAGUAAUUAUUUCAUAUUACAGUAGAAUCUCACUUAUCCAACAUUCGCUUAUCCAGUGUUCUGGAUUAUCCAAUGCAGUCUGCCUUUUAGUAGUCAAUAUUUUUUUAGUCAGUGUUUUAAAUUCAUUGUGAUGUUUUGGUGCUAAAUUUGUAAAUACAGUAAUUACUACAUAGCUUUACUGCGUAUUGAACUACUUUUUCUGUCAAAUUUGUUGUCUAAUAUGAUGUUUCGGUGCUUAAUUUGUAUAAUGAUUACCUAAUUUGAUGUUUAAUCGGUUUUUCCGGAAUCCCUUCUUAUUAUCCAACAUAUUCACUUAUCCAACGUUCUGCCGGCCUGUUUAUGUUGGAUAAGUGAGACUCUCCUGUAUAUUGAUAAUCUUAUAUGCUUAGAACUGGAUUAUAUGAGGCUCCUUCUACACAGCUGUAUAAAAUGCAUACUAAAGUGGAUUAUAUGGCAGUGUGGAGUCAAGAUAAUGCAGUUCAAAGCAGAUAAUAUAAAAUUAUAAAUGGAUUAUAUAGCUGUGUGGAAGGGCCUUGGAAUGUACACUGCCAUAUAAUGCAGUGCAAAUUAGAUAAUCUGUGGAAGAGGCCUAAGUGAGGCCUAACUCUGCCUGUCCCCUGGGCUGAGUGGGUUGCUAGGAAACCAAGUGGGCGGAGCUUAGCCUUUUAACUGGCAGCAAUUGGAUAAAAACAAUUAUUCCUCUCCCUCUAAUUAGGACUUUAUUUUUCGGAACCUAGGGCAAGGAUGGUGGAUUGUGCUGUCAAAUUUCUAGGUUCUGGGGCUUGUACUUUUGUCGAUUAGCGCGAGGAAUGGACACCAUUACUCUUUUAUAUAUAUAGAUUGUCUAUAUUGUUUUAAUUCAUGGAUUGUGUUUUAGCCUUUGUUAUUGUUGGGCUCGUCCCUAUGUGAGUCACCCCAAGUCCCUUUGGGGAGAUGGUGGCGGGAUAUAAGAAUAAAAUUGUUGUUGUUGUUGUUAUUGAACUGAGGGCUUUGGGAGUUCAUGCAGGCAUGUGGACAUCCCAGAGGUGUAACAGAAGGAUUACUACCUUUCCUUCCUGUUUAUGAUAUGUCCUCCAACUAAGACAAUGGCAAGUAAUGAGGAGCUGAUCCAUUAUUUUCUAUCCAAGGGCCCUUCCACACAGGCAUGUAAUGCAGUUUGAGAACUGACACUAAAAAGUCAGUUCCAAGCCGCAUUGAAGCCACACAAGGCUAUCCUGAGCCACCUCCACAGUCCAGCCUUUUCCCCUUCCCUCCCUUCUGUCUUCGAUACCUUCCCUUCUUCCUUCUACCCCUUCUUUCCCUCCUCCAUCCCUUCUUUCAUCCAUCUAUCCCUUCUCACACCCUUCUACCUGGCUGAAUACUACAACAGUGCCAUCCCAGGAAUUCUCUUGGGCUUUCUUUUAGAAAUAUACAUACUGCUUCACUUCAUUGUCAUUGUGUUGCAUCUGUGAGCUUUGGUUGCUAUAUAGAGAAAGAGCUGAGGUUUGAAAGGAGCUUUGGGAGCUGAAUUCAGAACAGGGAUGGAGCCAACGUAGGUCUAAAGAGGGAAGGAAAGAGAGAGUGAGGACAGAGUUCCCUGCAACAGUUUCCACUAGACUGGAAGUGAUUGGGAGGUGGGGGUGGGAGCAGGUUCCUUUCCUAGGCAAACCCCUCUUUCCCAAGAAGGGCACUCUGGGGAGUACACUGAACUUUAAUUAAAUUCUCGAAAAUGUUUAAAAGCUUUAGGCCAGUUUCUUUCUUCUUCACAUCCACUUUAACUGCCAGGAGCUGCACUCGGCGAAAGAUCUGUUCUGCUGGUGAUUCUGGCUCUCAUUCAUACAGGUUCAUAUAGGUUCAUACUGGUUCUAGUCGUUUCUUACAAAUGAUUACUUCCUCUAUGUUUACAAGUCUCACUUAGUGCACUUUGAUCAGCCCAUCCUUAUGUUUUUAUUGAUGUGUUUUAACUUUGUCUUAUUAAUGGUUUGAUUUUAAUCGUAUGUUUUAAUUUUUCGUUUGUGCGUUUUCAGUAUUUGAUGUUUUUGUAUGUAUAUUCUUUUGCAUUUGUAAGCCACCCUGAGUCCCUGCGGGGAGAUAGAGGUGGGGUACAAGAAUAAAAUAAUAAUAAUAAUAAUAAUAAUAAUAAUUAUUAUUAUUAUUAUUCUACAAUGCAGGGAGAUACACUGAGUCACACAGGAGAGAGGAAGAUGGAUUCUACAAUGCAGGCAGAUACUCGGACCGAGUCACACAGGAGAGAGGAAAAUGGAUUCUACAAUGCAGGCAGAUACUCGGACUAAGUCACACAAGAGAGAGGAAGAUGGAUUCUUUUGUCCUCCUUAUAUAUGUAGCCACCUGCUGAUAGGUCAUGAGUAAGGGACACGAAUUUAAGUGGCUGAGGGGGAAAAGGAAGGGGCCUGAAGCUGUUAGGAAUGGUGGGAGUUGAAGUAAAAAACAUCUGGAGGGAGAGCCGAAGUUUGUCCAUGCAUGCUCUACAAGAUGCUCAUCCUGCAUAGCAAAGGGUGGACUGGAUGGCCCAUGUGGUCCCUUUCCAACUCUAUGAUAUCAGCCUUCAUCGACAUGGCACACUCCAGCUGUGUUGAAUUUUGAUUCAAGUAUAAACAAGCAGAUAAGAAGAAAGAUCAAGGUACUACUGCGAAGCCCCCUAAAGAUAAGAAAGACAAAAUAAAUCAUAAACCGGAAUCCAAAAAUGAGUCAUCAAUAAAUCAGAUCAAGCCAAGAACAGUUCUUGAUGUCCUGGAAGUCAAUCAAGCGACACCCCUCCUGUGUGACCCAGCAAUACUAUCAGACCCACAAGUCAUACAGGAUCCCUGGGAAACCGUCUUUGCUAAAAGAAAGGAAAACAAGGACAACAAUGAAAAGAAAUGGGUAAAGAACUUUGAUGUUCCAGAUGUGGGGGAUUGGGAGAUGAUACUGGUGCCAAACAAGUUGGUGAUCACUAACUAUCCUAAGCCCCAGGGCCUCCUCUCACCCGCAGCACAUAAAGGCCACCUCCUAAGGGUUUUAGAAGUUGUGGAGUGCAAUGCCAUUAGUCUAGCUGAAAUAACCCAGAUAGAAUACCUCUUUUACAACUACCCACAUGCACGGGCAGUUAUAACAUACAAAUGAUUAUUUAGCAAACAGGAUCACUAGUACAACCGAUUUCUGCUGCUAGGCAUACGGUAGCUCUUGUCUAUUAAUUUAGUUUGGGGAACCAGGGCAGGUAAGUAUAUGAGUGCAUCUACACUUUCGAAUUACAGCAGUUCUAUAGAAUGACACCACUUCUACUGCUAUGGAUCAAUAGUAUGGACUGAUGGAUUUUAAACAUAUGUAAUGGUACACAACUUUCCAUAAUAGCAGCCAUCUUUUACUGUCAGCAAUUUUCUUCAGAUUUUUUUCCCACAAAGAAAACGGGGUAGGAACAAAAACGGGGUGGGGACAAAUCUCAACUGUGUGAUGGCGAAUCAAUGGAGGACUCAUGAGUAAAACAGAUAGAUUGAAAAGUAUGUGAUGAAGGUAAGGAAAUCAUCCAUUUAAUUUCAAAAUGGAGUAUGCCUAAAAUGAAUGAUAAACCACUCUCCCAAACACCUGGCCUGUUUAGUGGGAUGAAAUCUAACACUUCCUAAGCCAUCUGAUGUGGGGAACCAACAUUUUAUUUUUUCUUUGUACCAGGGACAAGUAAGGAGCCACGAUAGCGCAGCUGAUUAAACCACUAAGCUGCAGAACUUUCUGACUGGAAGGUCAGCGAUCUGAAUCCACGGGACAGAUGGGUGUUCCUGCAUGAGAAGGCCUAUCAGAUAAGGGACACCUCCAUUGAGUCCUCUGUAGUGACAAAGGUGAAGGGCUUCGGCAAGUACAGCAACCGUGUGAUGGACACAGCAGAUUAUGUUACACCCCCGCAGGGAACAUCAGUCUUUGUUAUCAUCACCAAACUCAUUGUGACAGAAAACCAGGUACAAGGCUUCUGCCCAGAGAAUCAAUCCCAAUACAAAUGUAAAUCGAACAACGAUUGCAAGAGGCCUGUCCCCACCACAGGAGGAGGGAUCCUGACAGGUCGAUGUGUUAAUUUCAAUGCCACUUUCCGGACCUGUGAAAUCCAGGGCUGGUGCCCAGCAGAGGUGGACAAUGUUGCUGUGCCAGUCAUGCUAGAGGCAGAAAACUUCACCCUCUUUAUUAAGAAUAGCAUACGCUUUCCACUGUUCAACUUUGAAAAAGGAAAUCUCCUUCCUAACCUCACAACUGAAGACAUCCAGAAAUGCCGUUUUCACCCAGAAAAGCAGCCAUUCUGCCCAAUCUUGCGCCUUGGGGACAUCGUGAAAUUUGCGGACCAAAAUUUUUCAUCAUUGGCUAUGACGGGUGGAAUAAUUGGGAUCAAGAUUGGAUGGGUUUGUGACCUGGACCAUUCUGAGGAGCACUGCAUCCCCCGCUAUUCCUUUAAUCGACUUGACAGUGUCUCUGAAAAGAGCAAAGUGUCUAGAGGAUACAAUUUCAGGUAUGCCAAGUACUACAAGCGAGAGAAUGGCACAGAGUUCCGCACACUGAUGAAGGCAUAUGGCAUUCGCUUUGAUGUUCUGGUCUAUGGCAAUGCUGGGAAGUUCAACAUCAUCCCGACACUCAUCAAUACUGUGGCAGCCUUCACAUCUGUUGGGGUGGGGACAGUUCUCUGUGACAUCAUUCUCCUCAACUUCUUGAAGGGAGCAGAUCAAUAUAAGGCAAAGAAGUUUGAAGAGGUAUCAGAGAAAGUGUUGCAAUCAGAUACUGCCACCAAUCCUGUUUAUCAGAGUAACCAGAUGUUGGAGGGCCCUUAUGAGGAAAAGCAUUCAACAGAUUCUGGAGCUUUCUCACUUGGGCUCUGAUGCAUAGGAACCAGGAAAUGGAACUGUAUAAUUUAUCUAUUUCACUCUUCAUUAUCAUGGUACCACUUUGCACAAUAGCCCUUCAGUCAGAACCUGGGGUGUAGCUGCUGGUGGGAGAGGAUAAAAAAAUGAUGGCAUUACUCUUCAAAUAAGAAUGCAAUUGUUAUUUCACUUUUCAAUUUUCUAACCUUACAGAAACUCAAAACUUCAGCUUCAGCAUUAAUGUUUCAGUUAAUCACCCUAAUUAGCAUUGGAAAGGUUUUUGUCUCUUGCCUGGGGGCAUCCUUUGUUCAGUCAUUAGCUGUCCUCUCCCCUCAGAGUGUUGGUUCCCACCUACUGUUUUGAUUUUAGAGUUUUUUAAUAAGGGUAGCCAGAUCUAAUUAGGGUGAUUAACUGAAACAUUAAUGCUGGCUUCCCAGUGACAAAGGACUCUUGCCACAUCCUGGACUCUACACAGAUAUAUAUUUUUUCCUUUCCUUACUUAUUUUAUCCAUACCUCACAACCUCUGAGGAUGCCUGCCAUAGAUGUGGGCAAAACGUCAGGAGAGAAUACCUCUGGAACAUGGCCACACAGCCCGAAAGACAUACAACAACCCUGUGAUCCCGGCCAUGAAAGCCUUCGACAACACGGUGUCAGGUUUUCUCUAGGCCAAAGCCCCUUCCUUCUCAUUUCCCCCCCAGAAAUUUGCUACAACUGAAGUAUUAUAACCUAACAAAAAGGAGAUCUAUCGUGCUUCACCAGUGAGCUAUUAAUAUGUUUAUAAUAUCAGAAUUAAGAAAUAUUACCCAAAAAAAAGAGCUCCAAGAGAUGGUCAAUGAAACUGAAGAAAAAAUAGCUUGUAAGUAAUGUAUCUGAAACUAAAAACAUAUGUCCACGUUGCCUAAAUAGUUCCUGUCAACUGUUAGGAUAUGGUGCUAUAGGCACUGCACUCGUGGCAACUAUCCCUUUAGCUGAGUGAAGGAGCCAUCCCCAGUUUUCCCACUGUCAUAUUGAGUAAAGUAAAAAUGACUGGCAGGCCUUAGGCAAAGUGUUGAAUAAUUCUGAAAUAAAAAUAAAUAAACAAAAGGCAUGCAUAAUUUUUUAGAUGAGAAAGUAUUGUGAACUUCCAAGAAUUUGUCUUCUUUUUUUAAAAUGUUGUUUGAAAUUCUCAUGUCCAAGAGCUAUGAGCUAUGAAGGCAUGUCCCCUGAAGGAGAAAGCAGUGGGGGACUUUUAAAAUGUCUGUUUAAUUUACCAAAUUACAAGCAGGCCUAUUAAAGGAAAGCAGACUUUGCAACAGGAAGCAUGACUGCUUCAAGUUACCCUAAAUAACUCAGGACUCUGCCUUCUACCGAAUCAGAUCAUAGAUUCAACUUGCCCAAUAUUGUCUGUACUCAAGAAAGAGAGCUGCUAAUUAUGUGGGACAAUAAUAUGGCCUGCCAGGACAGUUCUUCUCUUCCAUGAAGGCUAUAGGGAGGCCAUCCUCAAAGCCCUGUCCUGCUCAAAAAGGAGAGCAGGUGAGCAAGCAAAUGAGUUAAAACAUCAUGCCUGCAGCUCAGUCAACUUCACUCUCUCUCCCCAUUCCCAAUAGCAAAGCUGGCUUGGAGCACAUCAGAAUGGAGAACUCCCCAGAAAUCUGACUGCAUCAACUUCCCAAGUUCCAUGUUUUCUCAGAAUCAGGGAAAUUUCCAGAGGAAUAAAAAUGAGCUCAGGCCUCAUCUGAUGCCCAGGAAAAUGGCUUUUCUAGUCACAACCUGUAUCUCAUCGCCUCUUGUUCACUUUCUCCUUGGGAUAAGCAACAGCAAAUCUCAAUCUGGUACCUGGAAAAGCCACUGCCUAAGAAACCCACUCCAAAGGGGGUUUAGGUCCACACAGCUAGGGAAAAAUGGACUUGGCCUGUUGGCUGUCCACAUGCCAUUCCAAAAAUUUGGAAUCUGGCCAUUAAAAAAACAACAACCCAAAAGCCUUUGAAAAAAGAAAGAAAACCUUACCAGAGGCCAUUAAACCUCUUUUCAGGCCUGAUGGACAUGCGAGGAGAUGCGGGUGGGGGAGACCCAAAUUGCUCCUACCUUUCUUUAUUUCCUCAUGCAUAAACGGCCCGGGCUGUGGCGCAAGCUGGUGAGCAGCCAGCUGAGACCAAUCACUCUGAUCAAGAGGUCAUGAGUUCGAGGCCAGCUCGGAGCCUGCAUUUGUCUUGUCUUUGUUCUAUGUCAAGGCAUUGAAUGUUUGCCUAUAUGUGUAAUGUGAUCCGCCCUGAGUCCCCUUCGGGGUGAGAAGGGCAGAACAUAAAUGCUGUAAAUAAAUAAAUAAUUAAUAUGUUCCAUCAGGCCUGAAAAGAGGUGCCCGGUAAUUUUUUUUAUUUUUAAGGGGUUUUUUUUGGGGGGGGGGGUUGACUUACAAAGCUAUAUGACUCCGGUCUAGGUUAUCUGAAGGACCGCAUUUCCUUCUACAAACCUGGGCGACAUCUACGAUCUACUCAGUGCCACCACACAUUAAAGCACUCUUAGAGGGAACACAGGAGGGGGCCUUUUCGGUGGCUGCUCCCAGCAUGUGGAACUCCCUCCUAAGAGAAACCAGAAUGGCCCCAUCCCUGCUAGCCUUCUGCAAACAGGUCAAAGCUUUCCUCUGCUAACAGGCUAUUAGGGAAGGGAUAGAGGAGGCUCUGG
This is a messenger RNA of Anolis carolinensis (green anole), 8427 nucleotides long. It is a transcript of the gene p2rx3, whose product is annotated as purinergic receptor P2X 3. NCBI's taxonomy places the organism in Eukaryota, Metazoa, Chordata, Lepidosauria, Squamata, Anolidae. Bases 4797 to 5783 code for a protein of 328 amino acids. The record is from RefSeq and is a predicted model, not a curated record. Gene Ontology annotation, biological process: calcium ion transmembrane transport; response to ATP. The transcript is spliced from 12 exons. Gene Ontology annotation, cellular component: plasma membrane; nuclear inner membrane. Gene Ontology annotation, molecular function: extracellularly ATP-gated monoatomic cation channel activity; purinergic nucleotide receptor activity; ATP binding.